ACUGCGCCACCAGGGAAGUCCCGGGAGUUUCUUAUUCUGACACAGCUUGUCACUUCCUGUCAAAGGGGAACAGCAGGUGCAAACUGGGCCCCUUACCUGGUGGCUAUUGGCCUGAUUGAUGAGUCAUCCCCAUAAAACUCCUGGGGCCGUGGGCCCUGGCUGCUCACGUUGACUUACUCUUUGAACCCCAUCUAAUGGAAAUGAGGGCAAACAGAGAAAAUGCUUCCUCAUGGGUCCAGUUCAUGGACCUUGGGGGACAGUAUCGACCCACCAACUGGACCAUCUCCAAGGGCCCCUCCAGCUCAAAAACCCCGUGAACUCUACCACCCUUGGUGCUUGCUUCCAAGGUCUCAGGUGGACUUCCCAGGACCCAGGGCUGCACAUCUGGGCCCCAGAAUCAUGGGGGGUGGGGAGCCAGUUGAGGAAGCAGAAAGGAAGUCAGCCUCCCUGGUUGUUCCUGUGAUGACAGGCUCUUUGUAGCUCCAUCCCCACGUUAGAGGUGUUUAUUAGGCUGAGCCUCUGCCCCUUGAGGUGAGUGUGAGAUCUACCGCUCUCCAGAGCCUUAAUUUAAGCACAGAAGCCACACACCAGGGAUUGAACAAACAGUUCUCUAUUUUUACAGGCUGACUUGACCUAGUCCAAAGGCCGAGGCCUCCUGAGGAUUUGACACUAAUCCUGUUGGAUAUUUCUCAUACCUCCCUCAUGCCUCAUCUGGUGUUGUUCCUUUCUGGACUGAAUAGGUUCUGUUUCUUCCUCAUUACAAGUUUCUGCCUGUGUGAAGUUUUAGAAAGCUUCAGGACACAUUCCAUUUUUGAGUGGCCGAAGCCACAGAAAGUUAAUAUUUGGAACGGUAGGAGAGGAAGCGCUACAGGCAGAAACCUGGGUUUGAUUAAAAAUUAAAAAAAAAACAGAAUUGUUGAGAAUCCACCCUGACUGGAUUGAAAGAAGAAAAGCAAUUCCUUUUCCCUAAGGUGUCGGGAGGCUCUUGGUAGGGGUAAAGGCCCCUUAGUGCUGGAGAAUCGCUUGGUGGCGCUUGGUGGCAUAUUGGACGUGAGGUUCUCGCGCUGGAUCUGGGUUAGGCAGGAUGGGCAAUUACAGUGAAGCGUUUAAAGUGAAGGAGGAGAGUGGAACAAACAGUUGGAUCAAAAGAGGGUAUGUAGCCUGUCCCCCAUCCUCCCAACAGGCUGCACAGCCAGGUGGGGAGGGCACAGGCCGCUCAGGGUGUUAGCUGACAGACUUGCUAAUUAAACACCUAAGGGCAACAGUGCUUUGCCAAUAGUGAUGGCUAUGCCAACGCUAUCAGCUGCAAACUGGCUGCCAGGAGCAUCCUAAUUAAAAAUAAACAGUUCUGGGGGUGGCUGAGAGAGUGGGAUGGGGAUCCUGCCCGGGUUUCUCGGGACUUCUAGGAUUGCUCCUAGGGGAAAGUCACACCCAGUUCGCCUUUGGGUCCUUUUCUCAAAGGAGCCUGUGUCUCAUCACAAGGUGGUGUGAUGUGUGCUUCUUGAACUCCUAGGUGCUGGGGCGACAAGCAAACAGACAGAGCCUCUAGGAGCAGAUUGCCUGGUGACUUCAGCCCUGGGGAGGAAAGGCUGCCUGGGGGGAUAAUGAUUUCUGCUGGGUCUCUAAAUUGAGGGGACAGCUAAAGCCCAAAGCCUCUUCUAAAAGAGGUUAGAAUUUCAUCAGAAAGUGAGUCUGGUCACAUGAGGAUUUCUGGCACUGUGUGCAUGGCAGGCUGGACACCCGCCUGCCAGAAUUGAGCGAGUGGAUCGUAUUGGCUUCAGCGGAGAGGGAAAGUCCCAGCCCGGCCGGGGAGAAGGAGCCUCUCACUCCCCUGCGGCCCGCGGGCUGGAGCAGCAUAGCUGCUGCAGCGGGACUGGAGCUCUCGCGCCUCAAGCCCCCUCUCCUUUAACCCUGAAGAAAGUGUGUGGUCCAGGGACUGAAGACUGAAAGAUGCCUAAGGAAUGCAAUGCUUUCCACGCCCUCUCGGCUGCUCUGUGCUGCUUCUAUCACCGCAAGUCUUUCCUUGGAGUAAAGUUCUCCAAGGAGAGGCACGUCAUGGACAGGACCCAGGAGAGGCUGAAGAAGGAGCUGGAAGAGGAGCUGCUGCUGAGCAGCGAGGACUUGCGCAGCCAUGCCUGGUACCACGGCCGCAUCCCCCGACAGGUGUCAGAAAACCUCGUGCAGCGAGACGGUGACUUCCUGGUUCGUGAUUCUCUGUCCAGCCCCGGAAACUUUGUCCUGACCUGCCAGUGGAAGAACCUCCCUCAGCACUUCAAGAUCCGCCGGACGGUCCUGCGGCUCAGUGAGGCCUACAGCCGAGUGCAGUACCAGUUUGAGAUGGAGAGCUUCGACUCCAUCCCCGGCCUGGUGCGCUGCUAUGUGGGCAACCGGCGGCCCAUCUCCCAGCAGAGCGGAGCCAUCAUCUUCCAGCCCAUCAACAGGAUGGUGCCCCUGCGGUGCCUGGAGGAGCAGUACGGCACCUCCCCCGGCCAGGCCCAGGAGGGCAGCCUCGUCGAGGGAAGGCCGGACGUGGCCAAGAGGCUGAGCCUCACCAUGGGCAGCCCCCAGGCCCGAGAGCAGAGCUUGCCCAGGGGCAACCUCCUCAGAAAUAGAGAGAAGAGUGGUAGCCAGCCAGCCUGCCUGGAUCACAUGCAGGACAGAAGAGCCUUGUCCCUCAAAGCCCACCAGUCGGAAAGUUACCUGCCAAUUGGUGGUAAGCUGCCCCCUCAGUCCCCAGGUGUGGGCACAAGACCCUGCCCAAACUCACCGGUUUUUAGGACCGGCAGUGAGCCCACCCUGAGCCCAGCAGUGGUUCGGAGGGUCUCCUCGGACGCUAGGGCAGGGGGGGUGCUGAGGGGCUCAGACAGCCAGCUAUGCCCCAAACCGCCCCCCAAGCCCUGCAAAGCGCCCAUGCUCAAGGCUCCCCGGUCUCCGUCCACCUGGCUCAACUCAGAGGCCAACUACUGCGAACUGAACCCAGCCUUGGCCGCAGGCUGCGAUGGGGCAGCACGGCCGCACUUCUGUGCCCAGGACAGCUACGUGGACCUGCUGACAGCCAAGCAGAACGGCGGGCCGGCUGCCCGGAACUCUGACACCAGCUACUUGAUCCUUGAUGACGAUGACGGGGCAAAGCCUUGGGAGCCGCUGCCGACCCAGAGGGACAAGGGGCAGGAGGACGAGGGUACAUUCGUGACACCCCUCCUGGAGACUGCCUCCUCCUUCAAGCCCAACGACCUUGAGUCGAAGCUCCUUCCUCCUGAGAACAAGCCCCUGGAAACCGCGAUGCUGAAGCGUGCGAAAGAACUGUUCACCAACAACGACCCCAAGGUCAUCGCCCAGCACAUGCUGAGCAUGGACUGCAAGGUCGCGAGGAUACUUGAAGUCUCUGAAGAGAUGAGGAAGAACAUGGGCAUGAGCUCAGGGCUGGAGCUCAUCACCUUGCCUUAUGGCCACCAGCUGCGCCUGGACAUCAUCGAAAGACACAACACGAUGGCCAUCGGCAUUGCAGUGGACAUUCUGGGCUGCACGGGCACUUUGGAGGACAGAGCAGCCACCCUCAAUAGGAUCAUCCAGGUGGCAGUGGAGCUGAAAGACUCCAUGGGGGACCUCUAUUCUUUCUCGGCCAUCAUGAAGGCCUUGGAAAUGCCGCAGAUCACAAGGUUAGAAAAAACGUGGACUGCCCUGCGGCACCAGUACACACAAACCGCCAUCCUCUAUGAGAAACAGCUGAAGCCUUUUAGCAAAAUCCUGCACGAAGGCAGAGAGUCUACGUGUGUUCCCCCAAACAAUAUAUCAGUCCCACUGCUGAUGCCUCUUGUGACCUUAAUGGAGCGCGAGGCUGUCACUUUUGAAGGAACUGACAUGUGGGAAAAAAACGACGAAAGCUGUGAGAUUAUGCUGAACCAUUUGGCAACAGCCCGACUCAUGGCAGAAGCGGCAGACAGCUACCGGAUGAAUGCUGAGAGGAUCCUGGCAGGUUUUCAACCAGAUGAAGAAAUGAGUGAAAUCUUCAAGACUGAAUUCCAAAUGAGAUUGCUAUGGGGCAGCAAAGGUGCACAAGUCAAUCAGACAGAGAGAUAUGAGAAAUUCAACCAGAUUUUAACUGCCCUCUCACGUAAAUUGGAACCUCCUCCUAUAAAGCAGGCAGAGCUUUGACAACUGACUCUCCAGAGAACCUUAGGAUAUAAUUUCAAGCUUAUCCGGUUUCUUCUUUGAGAAAGCUUAUCAUUUGAUAAAGUAAAGUAAUAAUGUGCAAAUCUGACAAUAUACAAGCUUUUAGUAUCCACAGGAUAUUAAACAUGUAAAUUGCACAGAGCACACUUAUUUAUGAAUUGUUUAAAAUUACUACUGAUUUUAAAAUGAAUGAUAAUUUAUUAAGGUAACUAUUGCUAAUGCUGAUCAACAAAUUUAAGUGAAGACCCAGCUACACUGGCUGGUUGCUUUCUAUUACCGAGGUAUUUAACCAUUUUAGUUUUAAUAAUUCCAUGUCAGAUAAGUGUAAAUAGAAGAGUUUAAAAGCAUGAAACAUUUCAGAAGGUAUCAGUUGUAUGAUAUUCUUUAACUAAAUAUGAAAAAUGUAAAUAGUCAUAUGAAAAUAUAUCUUUUUGUGAAAC
This is a messenger RNA of Delphinapterus leucas (beluga whale), 4613 nucleotides long. RefSeq names its product BCAR3 adaptor protein, NSP family member (gene BCAR3). NCBI's taxonomy places the organism in Eukaryota, Metazoa, Chordata, Mammalia, Artiodactyla, Monodontidae. Gene Ontology annotation, molecular function: phosphotyrosine residue binding; guanyl-nucleotide exchange factor activity. The record is from RefSeq and is a predicted model, not a curated record. Gene Ontology annotation, biological process: small GTPase-mediated signal transduction; positive regulation of peptidyl-serine phosphorylation.